AUUCCUUAAAAAUCUCUGCGCGCCUGUUAGUGAAGAUUUUGUUUACAUCGAUUUUUAAAGAUAUUAAGAAGCUUAUCAAUUUGAUCUUAAUAAUUUACUUCAAUAAGAUGUUUUAAACUAACUUUAAUAUAAAUACAUUGGGUUCUUUUUUACAGAUGGUUUCAUUUUUUAAGUGAGGAUGACUUCGACACAAGACGAUCUAAGGUUACAAUUUGAAGCGAUCCAAGAAAAACAAAAAAAGAAAUUUGUUCGAAUUAAACAACAGCAAGCUGCGAAAUCUAAACAACAGAAUGGGGAUAAUGAAGAGUCUCUUACUCUAAGUGAUGAUUUAGGAUUAAUGGGAGCGGAUACGAUGCAGCAAGAUCAACUGAAAAACGAAUUUCAAAGUGCUAAAGAGGAAUAUACGAAUAGGAUAAGAUCCCUGGAAGAUGAAAAUGGUCGUUUACUCCAACUUGUUAAAGAGAAGGAAGUAGAAGCUAAAUUACUCAGGAAAAAAUGGGAGAAAGAUAAGAUUCUAUUAGAAACAUUUUCAGCGGGAUCAACUUCUGAUGCAGCGUCAACGAAGAUCGUAGAAUUAUCCAAAAAAGUACGAGAAUUAAAUGCCGAAUUAGAAAGUGAAAGGAACAAGAAUCGACUGUCCACACGUAGAAUCUACGAGUUGAGCAAUCAACUACAGAAUGGAGGAUCAGAAAAACCUAGAGAAAUCUUGGAUGAAGAGAAAUUACAACUAGAAUUAAAAGCAACCUCUGAAAAAUUGAGACAGAGCGAACUGAAAAUGGCUGAAUAUCGGAAUCAAAAUUCAAGUUUAAAACAGGAACUAAAACUGGCUCAAAAAGCACUUUCUAACGAAAUCGGUGAAAACACCAGCGUUCAAGCUGUGUUAAAGUCGGAUAGUACUUGGAGAGGAAGAUCUCAACAAAUUUUAAGUUUACAGCAAAAAGUAAGUGAAUUAAAAUCACAGUUAGAAGGCUCCGAAAUGGAUUUUGGUACUGGAAGUGCUGUGUCUGGUCGACGGACAGCCACCUUGGAUAUCCAACAUAAAGAUCAAAUUAGGAAAUUGGAAAAAGAUAGAAAAGAAAACUUACAAAAGAUGGGAGAAACAAUUUCAGAAUUAGAGAAGGAAAGAGAUGAUCUUAAAGGAAAAUUAGACGCAUCAAAGGCCAGAAACAAAGUUCUUUCCAACGAAAUUAAAUCGCUGAAAAAUCAAACUCAAACGUUACUAACUAAGAAUAACCACGAUAAUGAGCUAAUACAAGCAUUGAUGAAACAAAUAGAACAGUUACAGAAAGGUUUGGUGUCUGCCACUAAGAAUAAAUCUGACUCUAGCGAAAAAUUUAAUAAAAAUAUGUCUGAUUUGAAAGUGCAAUCGGAACAAUAUCUUAAUAGAAUAAAACAGUUGGAAAAUACUAUUCGUGAACGCGAUGAUCAUUUAAUAGAGCUUGAGAACGAGUUUGAUAGUUUGAAAAGAAAAACUUCUCAAUCCAAAACUCACUUUACUCAAAAGACCUCUAGAUUGUCACAAUGCAGAAUUGAACAUAAUAUCGCGGUCGUAACGAUCGAUUCUGAAGAAAUGGGUUCUGCCAGAAGAAAUAGCUCAAGAUUAUCUUCAAGAUCGUCUUCGCGAUUAGCCGAAACGCCGAGGGCAGACAUAGAACACUACAAAGUACUAAGUCAAACAGCUCAAGUUGAACGUGACAAAUUAGUCGAACUUAUAGGAGUUAUGCAAAAAAGGGUUCAAGAUAGUGAAGAAAAGAGACUACAAAGUGAACAACACUUAAAGUCAGAAAGAAAAAAGACUGCUAUCCUUGAGAAACAGGUUGGUAGACUAAAAAGCGAAGGAAGAAAACUCGAGGAAACAGAAACAGAUUUAUUAGCAACAAAAAUUGAUGAUUUAGAAAAUGAUAUUCUAUUUAAAAGUGAUGAAAUUGAUAUGCUGAAAAUGGCUUUAGAUAGAUCUAUAUCAGCAAAAGAAGAAGAUUUGAAAAUCUAUCAGCAAGUCAUAGAACAGACGAAGUCAAUGUUCAUUAAGGCAGUAAGACAAAAAUAAUUCGUUUAUCACAUUCAAUCGUUCCGUCCACUUUGAAUACAAAUAUAAUAUUUUAAUAAUUGAAUAAAUUAUUAUGC
This is a messenger RNA of Dimorphilus gyrociliatus, 2124 nucleotides long. The record is from the annotation of a GenBank genome assembly. NCBI's taxonomy places the organism in Eukaryota, Metazoa, Annelida, Polychaeta, Dinophilidae.